AUGUGUUGCCGAAGGGUAAACCGACUGAAGGGUCAGAGGGCGUCGGCCUGCCCGCCCGAGGGCCUCGCCAACACGCAGCUCGACGAGUCGUCCCUACCGCGCGAGGCGGAGGUCGAGGUGGGGCGCGGGCUGCGCUCGGCCGCGGAGCUGGUCGAGAUGGGCUUCGCGCCCGCGCGCGUGGCUGCGGCGAUGGACGCGUCUGUCGGCGACGUGGUGCAGGCGUUCGAGCGCGUCACGCUGCCCGCCGCCGCGUGGGGCGCGCGGUCGGCAUUCGUCGUCGGCCGCGGCGCGGCGGCCGACGUGCGGAUCGACUCGGUCGCCUUCCCGGCGAUGGUGUCGCGCAAGCACUGCCGCCUCCGGCGCGACGCCGACGGCGCCUUCUUCGUGGACGACCUCGGCGCGGCCAACGGCACCACCCUCAACGGCCGCCGCCUGCAGAACAUGUGCGAACCAGUGCCUAUGACGCUCAAGGAGUAG
Molecule: messenger RNA, 477 nt
Organism: Emiliania huxleyi CCMP1516
Lineage: Eukaryota; Haptophyta; Isochrysidales; Noelaerhabdaceae
Exons: 5
Coding region: 1-477 (158 amino acids)
Molecular function (GO): protein binding
Source: RefSeq, a predicted model, not a curated record